AGAGAAAAGUCAGUCUGAUUCUGAACAUUGGUGCGUGUACACGAACCCGCCCAGCUGUACGAUAAAUACGCGCGUAAACACGACUGCGCGAGAAAAAGUUUUAAUAUUUCAAAUUACGAACGUGCUCUUCUUCAUUUAUAAUCAUAAUUAAUUAAUUUCGAUUUUAAAUUAGCGUGAAAACUUUUUAUUUGUGUGGGAACUCUUUUUUUAAAUAUUUAUAACUGGCUGAAAAGUUUCGUGGAUUAUUUUAAUCGAGUCAAAUCUUUUUGGGGGCAAACGUGCAUGCGGCUCACCUGAUGUGAUCGCUGGAACGUCUCCAAAUCCAUCGCUGGAACGUUUUAGACUGAGCUGUAAAAAUAAAGAUGAUAAAAGAAGAACAAUAAUGAUAGCAGUGAUAAACAAACCAAGUAAUGCAGACGUGUACCAACAUUUUUAAGUCAAUUAUCUUUUGUUUCACGCAAUGUUAAUAAUUCCUACAUAAACAUUAUGAGACAAAAUAAUACAGAGGACAAUACAAGAACGAAACAAAUAAAACCGUACAAACAUGAUAGUAGCAAACCUAAUUGGUUUAUGAUGCCCAGUUAAAAACAAUACAAAAUUAUGCCGACCGAACAAUGGUUAACAGAUGAACCAAUAUUCAAUGGUACCUUGACAAUACAAAAUGAACACGAUGCAAAUUCAACAUUCACAGACCCAAUAGAAAAUAAAGCUAUCCAAGCAGCUUUUUGUGUUGCAUACACUAUUAUAUUCGUCGUUGGAAUAUUUGGAAACGCUCUAGUAUGUUACGCAGUAAUCAGGAAUCGAGCAAUGCAAACUGUAACUAAUCUCUUUAUCACGAACCUUGCAUUAUCGGAUAUAUUCUUGUGUGUAUUUGCCGUACCAUUUACUCCUCUUUACACAUUUCUUGGAAGAUGGGUCUUUGGUGGCUUGUUGUGCCAUAUCAUGCCUUAUGCACAAGGUUGUAGCGUUUACAUUUCAACUCUCACACUGACUUCAAUAGCUAUAGAUAGAUUUUUCGUCAUCAUCUAUCCAUUCAAACCACGAAUGAAAAUCAAGACUUGUAUUGGCCUAAUAAUUUUUAUUUGGGUUUUCGCCUUGUCCGUUACUUUUCCUUAUGGAUAUUACAUGGCACUUGAAGAUGCUUACUGCGCUGAAAAAUGGCCUUCUGAUCAUAUACGUAAAGCUUUUGGAGCGGUUACAACUAUAAUGCAAUUUGUUGUUCCUUUUAUUGUAAUGGCAUUUUGCUACACUUGUGUUAGUAUUAAAUUAAACGAUCGAUUGAAAUCUAGACCAGGAAGUAAAAAUAGUAAGAAGGAAGAUGCAGAAAGAGAAAGGAAAAGGAGAACGAAUAGAAUGCUAAUUGCAAUGGUAGCUAUAUUUGGCUUGUCGUGGUUGCCACUGAAUCUAAUAAAUAUCAGUAGUGACUUUUACUCUUUAGCAGAAGACUGGACGUAUUAUAUGGUGUUAUUUUUCCUUGCGCACUUCAUAGCAAUGUCUUCCACUUGCUAUAAUCCAUUUUUAUAUGCAUGGCUCAAUGAGAAUUUCCGCAAAGAGUUCAAACAGAUACUUCCAUGUUUAGGAGCUUUAGUCACAAAGAAAUCUAAAAGGAAAUUUAGCCAGUCAGAAAAAACUGGUGCAUUUCGUUCAGAGAAAACCUGUAACGGUAACGAAACUGUCCAAGAAUCUUUGUUGACGUCAACAAUUAACAAAUUGCCUUCAGUUAGAUAUAGAAUCGAAUUUGACGAAAAAUUAAAGGGACGCGAAGAUGAAGGAGUGGAGAAUAUAAGUCCUGACGAAAAGCCAAUAGACAAUACAAGUCCUGAAGAAGAUCGUAUGAAUAUGUAUAUGUUUGUAGAUAAAUCACUAAUUACUUCCGAUAAGGAGCCGAUUGUAUCUGCAUUGUAAUCCAACAGAUAUCGUUCCCGUAGCAACGAGAAAAUAUUUUUAAAUUUAAAGUUGUAAUUAUACAUUUAGAGAUACAUUGUACCUAUUCGUAAAGAAUUUCGUAAACACAGUUAAUUACAAAAUUUUAGAUUCUUUAUACUUCUGUCCAAAGUCAAUUAACAUAAUAAAGAACACGUAUUUAUACAUACGAAUCGAACAAUAUUUUAUCAUAAGACAAAUCAAAACAUAGAAAUUGAUUCUAUUUUUAAUUUUUUGUUUUUUUUUUUUUUGUCAGUCUUAGUAAAAUAAUUAAGAACCUUUAUCAACCAGCUAAAAAUCAUAUUCAACUGAAAAUAACAAAAAAAUAAACUGUCCUUUGUUGCUUAUAUUCGCAAUGGCUUCCAUAGAAUUUCCACUGCCAGCGUGUGGCAAUUUAAUUUCCGCAAUAUAAUAUACUGAAUGGCAGCCAUGGUUGAUAACAAAAAGAGAAAAUUUAUUAAUUAAUUUGUGUUAUAAAAAGUCGUUAUUUGCCAAUAAGUGUUUUCCUUUUAACAUCAAAAUCAAUCUCGAAGAAAUGAGAAAUUAUAUAUUUAUUUACUUUGUACUUUGUCUUACCACAAAAAAAGUUAAACUUGCAAUAGAAAGGUAUUCAAUACUUGCUUAGACAAUUUACUACAAAAUCAAAAUAAAAGAAGUGUGCUGCUUCUCACGUUAAAAAUAGAAAUAAACAAAUUUCAAUAUAAUAAUAAUCUAUAGAUUUUUUGCAGAUUUAUUUAUAUAUAAACAUAAUUACACUAACUAAGUUCAGCGAUGGACAGCUAAAGACUGACUUGAUGAUAAUGGUGUGAAAGACACUAAACUAAACAAAAUUUAAUCAAUUAUACGAAGUUUUGUUAACCACUAUUUAGAUAAACAGUCUUAUAAAUAUUUUUUGCAAUAAGACCGUAUGUAUUUAAAUAGAUAUAUUUAUAAAUUAGAUACAAGUACCUUAUAGUCGUAACAUAAGCUUCGCUUCAUUUUUAUUAUUAUUAUUAUAUCAGCCGUCAACUGUCCACUGUUGAACAUAGGCCUCCUCCAUAAUGAGAGGUUUUGCCAGUAGCUACCACGAUUGGCAAGCGUAUUGGCAACUACAGUUAGGCUUUGGUCAUGUUUUAAGAGGGACUUACUACGCUACUGCCAUCCCUCGACCAUUAAGUUCCCUUAGUCGCCUCUUACAACAACCACGGGAAAAGAAGAGAUCACCGAUUCUAUGCCGGGACACGGCCAGUUUUUGUUUAGCUUAAUUGGAACUAGAUAGCGUUAUGUGAUAUGUUCAUUGGCAACGAAUUAUUUCACUAAGACUGAACGCUACUUAUACCGUUAAAAUUACUGUUUUACUUAAACUUUUAUUUGUAUAUUUUUAAUCCUUGUAAGUGUAGAUAUAGAAUUAUUUAAUUCUAAUUACCUUCUUUUUGAAAAUAUUACAAUUUAAUUUAUGAAGUUUCAAUCAAAUUAAUCCGAAUUUGUGUAACUAUUUUUUAUAAAGUCCAAUUAGUUCUCGAAAAUUCUUGAAUCUAAAGAAAUAAAUAUAUCUAUUCGAUGUAUAAAAUUUAAUAUUAUAUCAAGACAGUGAUACUUUUCAAUCAAUCAUCAUCAUAUCAAUUUUUGAGUGCCAAUAACAUCGAAUUUUUGAAAUAAUGAUGAUAUUGAAAUAUAAAUAAGUACUGUACAUAAUUAGUAAUAUUAGAUUUAGUACGUUAAACGUAAUUCAUAUAAUAAAAUGUUAUGUAAAUUUAUAAAUGUAAAUAAAUAUUAAUGAAAAAAGUAUUUUCGUCAAUUAUGUAGUUCUUUGAGAACUUUGAGCCCGUUGUCGAAAGUACUUUUUAAAUCUAAACCUUAAGUAGUAUGCAAGAAAUUUAAAUUUGUAUAGUUUAGAUAUGUCAUAACUAUUUUUAUAACUGUAUAAAAAAAUAUCGUGUAUUAUCUACGAAGCGACGCCUUGUAAUUAAUUAAAUGUCAAUGGAGAAAUAUGUGCAAUUUGCUGUAAUUAAAUAUAAAUAAAGUAUACCAAAGAU
Molecule: messenger RNA, 3938 nt
Organism: Galleria mellonella (greater wax moth)
Lineage: Eukaryota; Metazoa; Arthropoda; Insecta; Lepidoptera; Pyralidae
Gene: NGR-A10
Product: prolactin-releasing peptide receptor-like
Exons: 5
Coding region: 601-1905 (434 amino acids)
Biological process (GO): G protein-coupled receptor signaling pathway
Cellular component (GO): plasma membrane; neuron projection
Molecular function (GO): neuropeptide binding; neuropeptide Y receptor activity
Source: RefSeq, a predicted model, not a curated record